Punica granatum (pomegranate) is the source of this 1761-nucleotide messenger RNA. Lineage: Eukaryota; Viridiplantae; Streptophyta; Magnoliopsida; Myrtales; Lythraceae. The record is from RefSeq and is a predicted model, not a curated record.
UUUUGCCCCACCACCACCUCCUCCUCUAUCCUCUCCCCCUUAAGAACCUCUCCCCUUCGUUGCCUUGGAUCUCUCCCCUAAGAACCCAAACGCUCUCUUCUCCCCCACUUCCACACUUUCCAUCUCUCUCUCUCUCUUAUGAAAGAGAGAGCUUCUCUUUAUCAUUCCUUCAUCUCCAUUCCUCUCUUCUACUUCCUUUCUUUCCUUCUCAUGGCUCUCCUCACUUUCGUCCCUCAGGAGCCCACUCCCUCCCCCUCCAAACGCAAGCAAACCCACCGAAAACAACACCCCGAGCAGCCGCACAAGCCGAGCCCAAAGCCGACCGAGAAUAAGCCUGCCAAGCAGCCCUCCUCAUGGGACCAGUUCAAGAACCUCCUCACUUGCAAGCAAGUUGAGGGAACCCGAGUCCACGACCCCUCCAAGCCUGCCAACCACCCACCCGGCAAGCUCGGCUCAUCAUGCAGCUCCAUAUGCAGCUUCCGGGAUGUCGUGCACGGCAACACCCGUGUCGUCCACCGAGCCGACAGCUCCUCCCCCGAGAGCAGCUCGCUGGGACAGGAGACAGGCUUGCUCAGCCGCAAGGCCUGCGGCAACGGGUCAUCCUCGUCCCGGUCACUCUCCGGGUCCACAGCCAAGUCACACCAUGGCGGGCCCGCCAGCGGCACCGGUCACAGUUCGUCUCGCGGCAUGCAGUUCAGGAAGCUCUCCGGGUGUUAUGAGUGCCGCAUGAUCGUCGAUCCCAGCAGGUACCCGUAUACACCACGAGCCACCAUAUGCGCCUGUUCUCAGUGCGGGGAGGUCUUCCCGAAGAUCGAGAGCUUGGAGCUUCACCAAGCUGUUCGUCAUGCUGUAUCGGAGCUGGGCCCGGAGGAUUCGGGCCGGAACAUCGUCGAGAUCAUCUUCAAGUCCAGCUGGCUCAAGAAGGACAACCCGAUCUGCAAGAUCGAACGCAUACUCAAGGUCCACAACACCCAGCGCACCAUCCAACGGUUUGAGGACUGCCGGGACGCCGUGAAGAACCGCGCCCUCGCCAGCGCCCGGAAGAACCCCCGGUGCGCCGCCGACGGGAACGAGCUGCUCCGGUUCCAUUGCACCACCCUCGCGUGCUCCCUUGGCCACCGCGGCUCCACCAGCCUCUGCGGCUCCGUCCCCGCGUGCGGCGUCUGCACCGUCAUCAGGCACGGCUUCCAGGGCAAGUCAGCCUCGGGAGGCGGCGUGAGGACAACAGCCAGCAGCGGGAGAGCACACGACUCACUGCGGUGCACGGACGGGAGGAGGGCCAUGCUAGUGUGCCGGGUGAUAGCAGGAAGGCUGAAGAGAACGGCCGCAGAUGAUGCAGUGGGGACGACGCCGGAGGAGAAUGGCGGCGUGUCAGCCGGCUCGUACGACUCCGUGGCUGGUUACGCUGGGAUGUACUCCAGUCUCGAGGAGCUGCUCGUCUUCAACCCCAGGGCCAUACUCCCAUGCUUCGUAGUGAUUUACAAGGCACUAGAAUCGUAGUUAGAUUAAUAAUUAAAUUAUUAAUAAAGUUUAGCGGGGGUAGUAAUCAUAUAUUCUUGCAAACCUUUUUUUCUUUUUUGCUUGAUUCUCGACAUUAGUUUAGUGUCAAAAUUAAGUGGGCUAAUUAAGUGUGGAUUAGCUUAUAAUUCUGCUGACAAAUGUGUGUGGGUUUCUGUACAUAUAUGAGAGAGAGCUUGCUUGAUGUGUGGAGUUCAGAUUUUUCCGUCACGCUUGAUUAUUUCAGCCGAUGUUGAGAGGAUU